UGGAUGAUGACAAAAUGACAUUCUUUGAUGGUUCGUUUGUUUUGAUAUAAGCGUUUAAUUAACUUAUUUGUUUCGAUACAAUCGCAACUCGCCACAAACAUCAAUCGAGUUAAGUCCAUCCAUGGUUUCAAAUAUAAACAGUCCACUAUUUUAUAAGAGAUACUUUCACCAUUUGUUUGGUCUUAUUUUACAUCUAUUCUGUCGUUUUAUUUCUGCAUUCUGAUUCUUAUUGAACCGCAAAAGAGUCCUUUUAUACUACGAUUCAUUACACAAUUUGAGAUGCUAAAUUGUUAUUUGAAACCAACAAUCUAUUGCGAAACUGAUAGUUUGAUGAACUGUUGGUUUCGUUGAUAGAAGAAUGUUUAGCUUUAACUAAAAGUUACACCCUAUUAUUAGUAUACGCAGCUAGGUACCAUAGUUUUACAAAUAACAGUAUCUUAGCCACUUUGCUAAACAGACUAGGUUAAACUAUUGAAACGCGUGUAAAAGUCUCAAACAAAUGAACCUUUUUUUGUAAAAAUCAGUGUAAAUUUGGCUAUAUAUCUCAUUCAAAGCAGUGUUAGUUUCGAAGUGUAGUGUGUUAUUGGGGGUUGUCCGAAGUAAUGGAUAGCUUGAAUGACAGAGCAAGUGAAGGUGGCUCUUUUGUCGCCUGGGGAGAGCAGGGGGAGUCGGGGGACGAGUAUGAGACAGUUGCCCCCCUCAUCUCUCUCGAAGAGGUGCAUGAGUUGGCCAAGAAGAUUAGUGUGCACUUUAUCAGCGCCGACUCAGACAAGAAUCUUUCAAUCGACGAGAGACAAGAGCUCAAAUGGAACAUCAUAGUGGCGCUGGAGCAGCUGGAGAAACUGGUCGUCUCCUAUGAUGAGCUGGAAAGAGAGAAGGGAGAUUUGGAGCAGGAGGUGAAGCAGAAGGCAAUGGACUGCAGUCGACUACAGGACACCAUCAAGACACUCGAACAGUUCCUGGAGGAGUUUGAGGACACGGAGGAGAAGUUGAAGGAGGAGUUGCGGGUGUUGGUGGGGGAGAGUGUGCGGGAGAGGGCGGAGAAGGAGCGGCUGAAGAGACUGUUGAGUGAGGAGAGCAGAGACAUUGUCGAACAGGGACCCAAUACUGAAGCAGACAUCACGGAGGAGAUGCACAGCAGAUCUGAUGACACUGGUGCUAACGCUUCUGACGAACAACAGCAGCUGGGACUGACGACAGAUGCGAUUCGGCAGCUGAAGGAGAUGAACAGAGCCCUGAGGCAGCAGCUGGCACUCAGGGAAACACAGCUGGAGGAGGAGCGGGACAAGGUCGAGGAGCUGAACACGUUUGUGGACGAGAUAGAAGACUUCUCGGUGGCGUUGAAAGGGAAAGUGGACAACUUGGAACGACAGAUGGAUGCUCUGAAUGGAGAGCGAGAUGAACUAAUAGAGCAGAAUGAGAGACAGAGGGAACAGAUAGAAGACAUGAGGAGGAUGCAAAUGGAGGAGAGCAAGCUGCACAAACAGUCCAACACUUCAUCUUUCAUCCAGAGGACUAUCUCAGUGGAGUCGCUUAACAACGUGGCCAUCUUUGAUGAAAUUGCUGCUAUUCCUGGUCUAUCCACUGUGAGUGAGAACUACUCAGAAGACGAGCGAUUCAACACCAACUCGCGCCAAGAGAGCGGUGAUAAUUUGACCGAGGAAGAGGCUUCUUACGCUGAAGUGGUUCAAGAGUUUCAGAAAUUUUCCGCCCUACAGAACUUUUGCAUCGAGUUCGCUGAUAAAUUGAAUGCCCCUGAAGUAAAAAACGACUCAUUUACAACAGAAAAAGGUCAUGCUAACUACACUUUAAACGGAGCAUUCGAUGUUUUGUCAUCUCAACUUCAACCUUUAAACUACGCCGACGAUGUCAAAGAACAGUUCGCGACCUUCCUCGAAUCUCAGAAAAGCCAUCCCUCAGUCGAGUUCAAACAGCACCUUUUAAGUGUAGUGACCAAAUUCAUCUCCAACUCAAGCCACUCCGUCUUUGAAGAGAGUUUUCCUAUUUUGGCCAUAUCUCUGAUGGGCGCUCCUGAAAUGCAAGAGGACAACCGCUUAACGAUGGCUGAAAUCAUGCACGAUACUUGCUGGACAAAACAGAAUCCAGAAGCCGAAGAAAACCUACUCGAUUACUCAAAAACAAGCAAGGAAGAAUCGCAAAAAGCAAUCAAAGAUUCCAACGAGCCGCAAAACUUUACCCCGGAAGCAGUUUGCAAUGGUGUCGAAAAAGGUUUUGUUAAUGGGUAUAUCAACUCAAUUGAUUUGCUUGAUACUUCUCGACAAGAACCGCAACCAAAAUCCUCAGAACAGCAACUUGAAUUACAAGAAAUUGUUGAGCCGAAAGACGACAAAGACGAGCGAAGCAGAACUAUGACACUUGAAAGUAGCAACGAAGAAAUGAGAAUGAACGAAAACACUCCGAUGAAUUAUGAAACUGCAGCGAUAAAUUUGGAUCUAACAAAAAUUUCAAUGGAAAACGCGCCAAACUUUACAGUGGACAGAGUUUCAGAACAAAACAAUGCUGAAAGCACCAAUAAAGAUUUGAUUAUGGCGGCUUUAGAUCCAAGAACAUCUACCAAAGACGAGCUCAGAAGCAGCAUUAUUCAAAGAAGACGAACUAUUCUUAGCACUGAUGUUUCGCCUUACAGAAAGGAAAUGCAGCGAAAAACAAGUAGGCUCGGGCGUGCUGUGAGCAUUAGAGCUCCGAGUUACCUGCAAACCCUUGACGAGCUAUCGGGAGGAGCUGUUCGAAAUGACUUCCGAGAAAGGUCCUGUUCCGAGUUUGUGGGGGGUCCCAAUUCAACUGUGGGCGUGGCUUCUUCUAAUGGAGUAGGGGGUGGGGCUAUGCGGAUGUUGAGCCACCAGUCCACAGUAGAUGUGAUGCAGCAGAGUGAGAUGAGGAAGCAGAAGCGGUCUAUGUGGUACCAGCAGAAACAGCAGAAACAUAUCACCAAAGGCAAUAAUCAGGAAACGGGCAAACUGACGUCCGAAAAAUCUGACCUCAUUGUGGCCGAAAAGCUCAUGUCGUUCAAAGAGCCCGAAGUGAAUGAGGACGGGAUGAUGCUGAUAGACCCCAAGGAUCCGAACAGACCCAGAUUCACGAAGCAGGAGUUGAUGCAGGUGAUAGAAGAGAAGGCCAAUCUGAGCAUAGCCAAGAUGCACUUGGAGGAUGAACUGGGUGCUUUAAGACUCCAACUGGAGGAUUUGAGAAAGAGCGCUGCCACCCAAACAUGGACUGAGAGAGGAGGCGGCCGAGGCAAACAGAAAUUAUCGACUACGUCUUCCAUCCGGAGACUAUUCGGGAUAUUCGGCGGCAACAACUCCGCAGCAUCCUCCAGAAACCGACACUCUCGGGGGCCCACUUUGUUCCGCUCGUCGGCUGAGCCACGCCGUCAGAGCCAGCCGGUGGUCAUAGCGAAAGACAGCCGCGCCCCCUUAGUUGUUCACCAAGUGCCUCCGUCACUUUUUGACCCGAAAGUUGCUAUACGUCGCCAGUCUAUUGAGGACUCGCAACGUCCAAGGAACAACACUAUGUCUCCGUCUGUAAUCAGAAAAAUUUCAGCCAAAUAUAGGAACAAAGAUAAAUUGGUUACUUUGCAUCUGCCUUCGAAUCAAAGAAGUUCAUACGAUCCCCAACAGUCGCCAACAUCACCAGAUUCGUAUAAGUUAACUCACUCAACUAGCCAUUAAAAACUGAUCCAUUUUGGUAGAAUUGUAAUCUAUUUGUUAUUGAUGAAAUAAAUAGUUAAUGAAUUAAUAAUUGUAUCAAAAAUAGUUGGAAAAUUAACUAUCUGAAACUAA
Symsagittifera roscoffensis is the source of this 3800-nucleotide messenger RNA. RefSeq names its product putative leucine-rich repeat-containing protein DDB_G0290503. NCBI's taxonomy places the organism in Eukaryota, Metazoa, Xenacoelomorpha, Acoela, Convolutidae. Bases 603 to 3689 code for a protein of 1028 amino acids. The record is from RefSeq and is a predicted model, not a curated record. The transcript has 15 exons.